Messenger RNA from Dovyalis caffra, 1530 nucleotides. Lineage: Eukaryota; Viridiplantae; Streptophyta; Magnoliopsida; Malpighiales; Salicaceae. The record is from the annotation of a GenBank genome assembly.
AUGUCCCUCUCCAUCUUCCUCAUAUGGCUUGUUAGCAUUCCUCUAGCUGUGAAUUCACUUCCUGUCCCUAGAGGUUUUUCUAUAAAUUGCGGUGCGUCCGAGGACAUAACUCAAGGCAACCUCAAAUACAUUCCGGACAACGGUUUCAUAUCUGCCGGAAACAAAUCAGUCAUCAAAACACCAGAUUUAUUGCCUGUAUUGUCCACAUUGCGCUACUUUCCUGAUACCUCAGCCAAAAAAUAUUGCUAUGUACUUCCUGCGAUCAAAGGAGGGAAAUAUUUAGUAAGGACUACCUAUUAUUAUGGAGGCUAUGAUGGAGGGAAAGAGCCACCACUAUUUGAUCAGAUUAUUCAAGGGACUAAAUGGAGCACUGUGAAUACCACAGAAGAUUAUGCAAAUGGGAUGAGUUCAUAUUAUGAGAUUAUUGUGGCUUCACUGGCGAAAACAUUGAGUGUUUGUCUUGCAAGAAAUGAGCAUACUACUUCUAGUCCUUUCAUAUCGGCUCUUGAAAUAGAGUACCUUGAAAAUUCAGUGUACAAUUCGACAGAUUUUUCAAAGUAUGCACUUGUUAAUGUUGCUCGAGGCAAUUUUGGAGCUGAUGAGGACAUAAUUGGUUUUCCAGAUGAUCAAUUCAACCGGCUGUGGCAGCCAUUUAUAGACCAGAACCCUGUUGUUGAAUGCCGCAACAAUAUUAGUUCUUCAGAGUUUUGGAACUUCCCUCCUCCCAAAGCAUUCUCGUCAGCAAUCACAACAAGCAGAGGAAAGACACUAAAAAUCCAGUGGCCACCAGCGUCGCUUCCAAGCACCAAAUACUACAUUGCACUCUAUUUCCAGGACAACCGGACACCGAGCGCGUACAGCUGGAGAGUCUUCAGUGUUUUUAUUAAUGGACAAAUUUUUUACAAGGAUCUCAAUGUGACAGCAAACGGUGUGAGUGUUUAUGGAUCGGAGUGGCCUCUUUCGGGGCAGACAGAAAUCACCUUGACUCCGGGGAACAACAUACCUGUUGGACCAGUGAUCAAUGCUGGUGAAAUAUAUCAGAUUUUUCCGCUUGGUGGAAGGACUCUAACUAGAGAUGUGAUGGCAAUGGAAAAUUUAGCAAGAAGCUUUGUUAAUCCACCUUCGGAUUGGAACGGCGAUCCUUGCCUGCCUCACAAGAACUCAUGGACAGGAGUUCAAUGUUCCCGAGAUAAAUUGGCUCGAGUUGUUGCUUUGAACCUUACAAGCAUGGGGAUCUCUGGGUCACUACCCUCAAGCAUAGCCAAUUUAACUGCAGUCAACCAUAUUUGGCUAGGAGGGAACAAACUCUCAGGUUCAAUCCCAAACUUGAGCACACUGAAGAAGCUACAAACUCUGCAUUUGGAGAACAAUAAGUUUGAAGGUCCAAUUCCUCAAUCUUUAGGCCAACUUGGGCGGCUUCGUGAGUUAUUCCUUCAAAAUAACAAUCUUGAUGGCAGAGUCCCAGAUUCGCUGCGAAAUAGGAAUGGCUUAAAUAUUCAGGUGUCUCCUGGGAAUCAUAAAUCUUCCUGA